AUGGGCUCGUUACGCUCGCCUUACAUGUAUGAUGUUAUUCCACCAGCAGUGAAGGUAAUUUUCAUAACCAAUGGAAUUCUUGCGUGUGUCGGUUUUGUCCCUCCUGCGCGUGUCCCUGCGGUGUGGCGGUGCGCGGCGCGUAGCUCAGUGGAGGCGUUGCGCAGAUUCAGCUCGGGGGACCUGCAGUCCGAGUGCGAUGAGGGCGAGGUGGACCCCUACACCGGCCGCCCGGCCACCACCAGCCAGCCCAAGUCGCAGAAUCAGAGGCCGGCCUCCCAGGGCGGCAGCAUAGGCAGCGCGUCCGGUCCUCCGCCCGCGCCGUCCGCUGCCGCGGCUGGCGGAGACCUGUCGCUGAACCUGCGAGGCGGCUCGCGAGGCACCUCCGCACCAUCCUCGCCGGCCAAGUCCCGAGAGUCGCUGCUGCAACGCGUACAGUCUCUCACCGGCGCGGCUAGAGAUCAAGGCGCCAACUUGCUAGGGAGCGUAACAUCAGUGGCGUCGGUCGGACGCGGGUACAACCGUGACCGCUGCGUCACUUUACUGGUGGUGGACGAUCAGAACACCGACUGGUCCAAGUACUUCCGAGGACGUCGGCUGCCGGGCGAGUGGGACAUCCGCGUUGAGCAAGCAGAGUUUAAGACCUGUGAAUACAUGAUGGAAUCGAGUAAUAAUAACAUAAGAUGGCUUCUGCAAACUAAAGUAUAA
Messenger RNA from Manduca sexta (tobacco hornworm), 705 nucleotides. Its product is annotated as synapsin-like. The transcript is spliced from 5 exons. Bases 1 to 705 code for a protein of 234 amino acids. Gene Ontology annotation, cellular component: synaptic vesicle membrane. The record is from RefSeq and is a predicted model, not a curated record. NCBI's taxonomy places the organism in Eukaryota, Metazoa, Arthropoda, Insecta, Lepidoptera, Sphingidae. Gene Ontology annotation, biological process: neurotransmitter secretion.